AUGAUGAUGAUGGUAUUCCUACCUCUCCCCCUGCUUCUCCUGGCCAGCCCGUAUUAUAUCUCUGCUGUGCAUGCCCUCCUUCCGCCUUUCUUUCUCUCCGCCCACCACGCCGGCAAUGCCUCCGGGAGAAAGUCCACCUUCGAUUGGUCGUCCUUGACCAGUGACACGGAGCUGGUCUACCACUCGUGCUACGAUGACAAGUUUCAGUGUGCGAGGCUGACGGUGCCUCUGGACUGGCGGGACUCUUCUAAUCCCAAUAACGUAUCUUUACCCGUGAUACGCUUGCCGGCUACCGUGCCUCCAUCGGAUCCUAAUCAUGCUGGCACCGUCAUCGUCAAUCCCGGCGGCCCUGGCGGUCCUGGUACCUUAUGGGCACUCGAGAAUGCCGAAAAGCUGCAGACUCAACUCGAAGGGCCACGCAGCUACGAGAUACUCAGCUUCGAUCCGCGUGGAAUCUUCGGUUCAGUGCCGAAUGGCUACUGUUUCGACGACGCUGUGCAGGCCGAGAUCUGGUACGACCAGAAGGAAGCUGUGGGAGGCUUGACAUCUCAUCCUUACGCGCUCAAAUUCAAUUGGGCUGCCGAAAAUGCACGAGGCGAGCUGUGCGCGAAAACGGACAUCGGCAAGUAUCCCAACGGCGACAAUAUCCGACAGUUUAUGUCUACUGCAUCUGUGGCACGCGAUGUGCUGGAGAUCAUUAAGAAGAUUGAGUCGCAAAAGUCUUCCAGUCAGAACAGCGUGGCGACCCGUAGAGGAGAUUCCCAGAAGCCCAUCGACGGCGAUGGUGCCAUCUCAGUCCCAAAGCUACAAUUUUUUGGCACCUCUUACGGAACGUUUAUUGGACAGGUUUUCGCGGCAAUGUAUCCCGAGCAUGUUGGCAGGAUGGUCUUAGAUGCGAAUCUCGAUGCGGAAAAUUGGAUCUCUCGCUACGAAGCAUCCACAGACGAUCACUUGGAUAUUCGCGAGUACUUCUACGAGAGGUGCUUCCUGAGUAAGCACGAAUGCGACUUCUAUCGUGAACAAGACCAGGGCCCCGAAGAUGUCAAGGCCCGCUUCCACGAGCUGCUUGAUCUUCUUGACAGAGUGCCGGCGUAUGCUACAGGGAGUGGGCGCGCUUCGCCCAUCACCAGCGGCGACCUCCUUCAAGGGUUUAUGACGACGACGUAUCAACCGCUCCUAUUCUUCAAGGCCUACGCCAAGUUUUUGAGCAAACUUGCGACCCAGCAGAACCCUGGUGUGCCAUUUUGGCGACGCCCUGUUCCCACCAAAGAGGCCUUCAGCGAUAAAAUGUUGGCACAGGAGUAUCUUGGCGGCGAAGUCUCCCCGGCGGUACACUGUGCUGAUGGCCCAGAACCAUUUUCAGGCCGCUCCGAACAGUUUACGGGUUUCGAAAAAUAUCUCGCAAAUCUCACAGAUCGCUUUGGCAGUCAGGUUGCUGGUCUGCAAGCCGAUUUCAAGAUUGCCUGCUGGUCAUGGCCGGACUCGUUGCGCACCAAAUGGCGCUAUGAUGGUCCCUUCGAAGGGGACGUGCCGAUUCUAUUCGUGAACAACCGGCUGGAUCCCGCGACUCCUGCGAAGAGCGCGAAGAAGAUGGCUGCACGCUACAAGGGCAGUGUCUUUCUCGAGCAGGAUGCCGCGGGGCAUGGUGCACUCUUCCCACCUUCCAUGUGUAUCUGGGAGCAUGUGAGAAGUUACAUGGAAAAGGGCGAGCUGCCGCCCCAUGGUACUGUGUGUGACCCCAAGUGUAUACCUUUUGGACAGCCCUGCGAUGGGUACGAUGAUAGUCGACUGGUUGUAGAGAGCGUUGGGUAGGGAGGACGAUUGAUUAUACCUAAUGACCUGCGCAGGUCGUAAAACUCGAUUAGACAUGAUAUAAUAACUACCUGAUGAUUGCACCAUUU
This is a messenger RNA of Sphaerulina musiva SO2202, 1901 nucleotides long. RefSeq names its product alpha/beta-hydrolase. The transcript has a single exon. The record is from RefSeq and is a predicted model, not a curated record. The coding region runs from base 1 to 1812 and encodes 603 amino acids. Lineage: Eukaryota; Fungi; Ascomycota; Dothideomycetes; Mycosphaerellales; Mycosphaerellaceae.